Messenger RNA from Ochotona curzoniae (black-lipped pika), 1234 nucleotides. RefSeq names its product eukaryotic translation initiation factor 1A, X-chromosomal-like. NCBI's taxonomy places the organism in Eukaryota, Metazoa, Chordata, Mammalia, Lagomorpha, Ochotonidae. Bases 239 to 622 code for a protein of 127 amino acids. Gene Ontology annotation, molecular function: RNA binding; translation initiation factor activity. Gene Ontology annotation, cellular component: cytoplasm. The record is from RefSeq and is a predicted model, not a curated record. Gene Ontology annotation, biological process: translational initiation. The transcript is spliced from 2 exons.
GCGUUCACACGCUCCCGGCACCUCGUCCCGCACGCUCCGGCCACCUCGUCCCGCACGCUCCCGGGCACCCGGCUCCGCACGCUCCGGCCACCUCGUCCCGCACCCUCCGAGCACCUCGUUCCGCACGUUCCCGGGCACCGCGUCCACACGCUCCCGGCACCUCGUCCCGCACGCUCCGGGCACCUCGUCCACCCACCAGCACAGCAAUCCGAACCGCCUCGAGGUCAUCGUCACCGCCAUGCCGAAGAAUAAAGGAAAAGGAGGUAAAAAUAGGCGCAGAGGUAAGAAUGAAAAUGAAUCUGAAAAAAGAGAACUGGUAUUCAAAGAAGAUGGACAGGAGUAUGCUCAAGUAAUCAAAAUGUUGGGGAAUGGACGGUUAGAAGCAAUGUGUUUUGAUGGGGUAAAGAGGUUGUGUCACAUCAGAGGGAAAUUGAGGAAGAAGGACAAUAAGGCUGAUGUAAUUUUAAAGUACAAUGCGGAUGAAGCUAGAAGUCUGAAAGCAUACGGCGAGCUUCCAGAGCACGCGAAGAUCAAUGAAACGGAUACAUUUGGUCCAGGAGAUGAUGAUGAGAUCCAGUUUGAUGACAUUGGAGAUGAUGAUGAAGAUAUUGAUGAUAUCUAAGUAGAACUCAACAUUUUACAUUCCAGUUUUUCUGAAGGUUGUCCCACAGUUUGGAUUUUGGCCACGACCCUUAAAAGAGGAUUCGAAUUUCAUUAGCAUGAUUGCAAUUUGUCAAGGCAGACUGAUUUAUUAUUUUUAAGGUGUUUGUUGUUUUGAAAACUGCGUAAUGCUCAAUAAUCUUAAGUGGUAUGUUAAGCCCACCUUGUUCUUUGAAUAUAAUGGAGAAAGAGAGAGAGUUGAAUUUGAGAGUAAAAGCCAGAUUUGAAUAAGCAAGUGGGAAGAGAAGCCUCUGGUCACCUCGGUAUUGCCAAGGCCAGGACCACGCCUCAGUCCCUCACAGCUUUGUGUCAAGCAGCAGUUGUGAAAAUGUGCUCACAGGGGCUGGAAGCCUUCUCACAGCAGCAGCUGAGGAGAAAGCUCAACUCCAGGCCUCCUGACAUUCUGCCCGAACUUCCCCAGCAUGUGUGCACACUGCUACACCUGCAGUUGCUUCAUCAAAGCACCAAAAGGCGUCAGCCUGAUCUCUGUCCGUUGAACUGGCCAGGCAUAAAGAGGCCUGCUGCACAGGUUCUCGCCAUGUGAAGCCAUUACCAGACACCAUUCUUUGGAUCU